AUGGUCUCUAAUUUCUCCCGAUUGAGUUUGAUUUCAAUACGUGCGAUCGCUUGUUUCAAUUAUUGCUGGUGUUAUUAUUCUAUUUCAAUCAAACGGUCUGGAUUACCACCUACUUUUGUUAAAGGUUUUCAUGAUGAAGCCUCUGUUCGAAAAAUGACCUACAACCGACUGGGGAAAACUGGUUUAUUGUUGUCACAAUUGUCAAUUGGAGGGGCAGCACUUGCUCCAUUUUACGAACAUAAGGACGAAGAUGAAGCGAUCCGCGCCAUUCAAUAUGCAAUUAAAUCUGGUGUAAAUUACAUUGAUACAGCACCGUAUUAUGGGCAAGGACGUUCCGAAAAAAUUAUUGGCAAAGCACUUAAAGGAGUUCCGCGCCAAGCAUAUUAUAUUGCUACUAAAGUUGGCCGCUAUAACAUGGGCAACACAAUUGAUGAAAUAUUCGAUUUUUCAGCGAAAAAAACCAAAGAAUCGAUUGAUAUCAGUUUGAACUAUUUAGGUUUAGAAUCAGUGGAUGUACUUCAAAUUCAUGACAUCGACUUUGCUGAUAGUUUGGAUGUCGUUAUAAAUGAAACAUUGCCGGUCAUCGAAGAAGCCAAGAAGCAAGGCAAAACUCGUUUUCUCGGUGUCACAUCCUAUUCUCUGCACCUUCUUAAGGAAAUUAUUCUAAAAGCACCCGGACGAUUUGAUACCGUUUUAUCCUAUUCGCGCUACACCAUGCUUGAUAAUGCGCUGCUCAACUAUCUUCCAUUCUUUUUGGAAAAAGAUUUGGGGGUGAUUUGCGCUGCAUGUCAUGCGUUGGGUCUUUUAACAAAUCAUGGGCCAUUUGCUUGGCAUUUUGCCUAUGAUGAUUUGAAAAAGGUGGGUCGAUUGUGUGGUGAAUACUGUAAGUCACAGGGCGUUGAAUUGGGAAAAUUGGCUAUUUGGUAUUCGGCACAAUUGAAAGGACCGGCUACAUUCUUGGUUGGCAUGUCGACAACAGAAAUUAUCAACAUCAAUUUAGAUUCAAUGCAAAAUGGUUUAACAGCAAAAGAGAAGGAGAUUUUGGAUUAUUGUUUGAAAAAUUUCUGCGUGAAAAAAUUAAAUUGGGAAGGCAACGAAAUUUCAGGAUAUCGAGCAGCUGCAGCAAAAAAAUAAUACCAAAUAACAUUGUUUGAUUUGGUAAAUAAUUGAAUCAGUG
Molecule: messenger RNA, 1177 nt
Organism: Contarinia nasturtii (swede midge)
Lineage: Eukaryota; Metazoa; Arthropoda; Insecta; Diptera; Cecidomyiidae
Product: L-galactose dehydrogenase-like
Exons: 6
Coding region: 1-1134 (377 amino acids)
Cellular component (GO): cytosol
Molecular function (GO): L-galactose dehydrogenase activity
Source: RefSeq, a predicted model, not a curated record